UCGUGGGAAGGAGGGGUACUAGGGGAAGAAGAUAAUGAAUUGGAUGGAUUAAUUAAAUUAGGGUUUUGAGUGAACCUCAAAGUCUUCAUCAGUCAAAACCAGCUGCUUCAUUGCUAGCCACCGAAUCUCUUGAGGCUGUGAAUUACUUUUUCUUGCUUGGUUAUAUUGGAAAUGGCGGAUGCCGAGUCUGACAGGAAUAUCGAGAUAUGGAAAAUCAAGAAACUGAUUAAGGCAUUGGAAUCAGCUAGAGGCAAUGGAACCAGCAUGAUAUCACUUAUCAUGCCUCCACGUGAUCAAAUCUCGCGGGUCGCUAAGAUGCUUGGUGAUGAAUAUGGAACUGCUUCAAAUAUUAAGAGCAGGGUAAAUCGCCAAUCCGUGCUUGGUGCCAUUACUUCAGCCCAGCAGAGGCUAAAACUGUAUAAUAAGGUUCCUCCAAAUGGCUUGGUUCUCUACACUGGAACCAUUGUUACUGAUGAUGGCAAGGAGAAAAAGGUUACAAUUGAUUUCGAGCCCUUUAAACCUAUCAAUGCGUCACUCUACCUGUGUGAUAACAAGUUCCACACUGAAGCUCUGAAUGAACUGUUGGAAUCUGAUGACAAGUUUGGUUUCAUAGUCAUGGAUGGGAAUGGCACUCUUUUUGGCACGCUGAGUGGAAAUACUCGAGAAAUCCUCCAUAAGUUCACUGUCGAUCUUCCCAAAAAACACGGGAGGGGAGGACAGUCAGCUCUUCGUUUUGCACGUCUCAGGAUGGAAAAACGACACAACUAUGUGAGAAAGACUGCAGAACUUGCCACACAGUUCUACAUUAACCCAAGCACCAGCCAGCCUAAUGUUUCUGGCCUUAUACUGGCCGGGUCUGCUGACUUCAAGACCGAACUGAGCCAAUCAGACAUGUUUGAUCCGCGUCUGCAAGCAAAGAUACUUAAUGUGGUUGAUGUAUCUUAUGGUGGAGAAAAUGGUUUUAACCAAGCUAUUGAGUUGUCUGCAGAAAUUCUUUCAAACGUUAAGUUCAUUCAGGAGAAACGCUUAAUUGGUAAGUAUUUCGAGGAAAUCAGUCAGGAUACAGGGAAAUAUGUAUUUGGGACAGACGAUACGUUGAAGAUCCUGGAGAUGGGAGCUAUUGAAACCUUGAUCGUGUGGGAGAAUUUGGAUAUAACAAGAUACAUCUUGAAAAACAGCUCAACGGGUGAGAUUGUGAUUAAACAUCUGAAGAAGGAGCAAGAGGCCGAUCAGAGUAAUUUCAGGGACGCGGCCACCAAUGCUGAGUUGGAGGUCCAGGAAAAGAUGCCAUUGCUGGAGUGGUUUGCCAACGAGUACAAGAAGUUUGGUUGCACUCUUGAAUUUGUCACAAACAAAUCACAAGAGGGGUCUCAGUUCUGCAGAGGAUUUGGUGGAAUUGGGGGAAUUCUUCGUUAUCAGCUCGAUGUAAGAUCGUUGGAUGAGUUGUCAGACGACGGAGGGGAAGCAUAUGACGAUUCUGAUUAGAGUUUUGAAGGCGAAUUAAACUUAUGUUGUAGUAGUACUGUUUUAAGAUUGCUUAUGCCAUUUUGGAGAGAUUACUUUCUUAUUGGUAUUUUGUUUACAA
Salvia hispanica is the source of this 1585-nucleotide messenger RNA. RefSeq names its product eukaryotic peptide chain release factor subunit 1-3. The record is from RefSeq and is a predicted model, not a curated record. Gene Ontology annotation, molecular function: translation release factor activity. Gene Ontology annotation, biological process: translational termination. Lineage: Eukaryota; Viridiplantae; Streptophyta; Magnoliopsida; Lamiales; Lamiaceae.